Cyphomyrmex costatus is the source of this 858-nucleotide messenger RNA. Its product is annotated as putative gustatory receptor 28b. The transcript has 5 exons. Gene Ontology annotation, biological process: male courtship behavior; chemosensory behavior; sensory perception of taste. The record is from RefSeq and is a predicted model, not a curated record. Lineage: Eukaryota; Metazoa; Arthropoda; Insecta; Hymenoptera; Formicidae. Gene Ontology annotation, cellular component: axon; neuronal cell body; membrane. The coding region runs from base 1 to 858 and encodes 285 amino acids.
AUGCAAGAGUUCAUAACUACAAACAAUGAGUCGCAUUUUCCUAGAUCGAUUUAUUACAAGCAAAGAAAUUUAUUACUGGUCAUGGAACUGAAGAUCCUGAAAAAACAACAUCUAACAAUCAGCGAUACGAUGAUAUUGAUAGUGUGGGCCUGCGAGACGAGUAAAAAUCAAGCUCAACAAAUCAGCACUUCCAUUUACGAUGCAUUUAACAGCACUACUGAUGAGCAAAUCAAAGAUGAGAGACUAGUGGUAAAUGACAUAAAAUCGAGUACUACUGGAUUGAUCUGUCAUAUACAAAGAAAUCAAAUUUUACUAUUAAAACUUAAGGCCCUAAAGGAGUGGCAUCUGAAAGUUAAUGACACAGUGCAAAUGCUGAACACGAUCUUCGGUUUACAACUCCUUGUUAUUAUAGUUAGAUCUUUUACUAAUUUCACUUUUGACGUUUACUCUGAUGUAGUGCGAUGGCAAGAUGGAGUAUUCAUUAGUUUUGAUAUACAUUAUCUUGAUAUGCUUUCAUCAUCAACAGCACAUUACGCUUUAAAAAUAACGCUGCUUGUGUGGGCCUGUCAGACUGGCAAGAAUCAAGCUCAAGAGAUCAGUACCACAGUUCACGAUGUACUUAACAAUAUCAAUGAUGAGCAGAUAAAAAACGAGUUGCAGCUGUAUUCAUUACAAAUAUUACAUCAUAAAAAUAUAUUUUCGGCGAAAGGUUUUACAAUAGAUGCGUCGCUUCUUACAUCAAUAAUAGGCAAAAUUACUACAUAUCUAAUAAUCAUGAUACAAUUUUUAAACAUGUCGCAUUCUUGUGACAGAAGUGCAGUGGUCAACGUUACACAAUCUACUUAUAAGGAUGCAUAA